This is a messenger RNA of Capsicum annuum, 3087 nucleotides long. RefSeq names its product late blight resistance protein R1-A-like. Gene Ontology annotation, molecular function: ADP binding. Lineage: Eukaryota; Viridiplantae; Streptophyta; Magnoliopsida; Solanales; Solanaceae. Gene Ontology annotation, biological process: defense response to other organism. The record is from RefSeq and is a predicted model, not a curated record.
UGUUACUCAUAAAUAAUAUUGUCAUUUCUUCUAUCCUUUUCUCAAAUAUCUUUUGAAGCUGUCUGAUCUGCCAUUGAAACUUUCAGGUCAUAAGCAUUAACCGCAAAGGAAAGAAACGAGAAUACAGUAGAUAUGGCUCAUGCAAGUGUGGCUUCUCUUAUGAGAACGAUAGAAUCGCUCUUGAUAUCCAAUUCGCCAAUGCAAUCUCUAAUCCCAAAGCAAGAACUUUGCGCUCUUCGCGAAAAAGUUAGUUCCCUGGAAUUAUUUGUCAAGAACUUUGAGAAAAACAAUGUUUCUGGAGAAAUGACAGAUUUUGAAGUAGAGGUAAAAGAAGUUAUUCAACUGAGACUAACAGAAACUGUAGUGGGAGAAAAUAAAAGCAUCAUAGGAAUCAUUGGCUCAAUAUUUUUCAAAGGAAUCUCGAAUAUAUGGACACGCAGAAAGUUUCGUAAAAGCCUUCAACAAUUAGCAAAGGACAUUGAUCAUGUCUGGAAAGAGACAACAAAGAUUCAAGAUAAAGGCAAACAAGUAUCAAAGGAAUCAUUGGUUCAUGAUUUUGCAAGUUCAACAAACGCUAUUCUGAAUGUUAACAAUAAUAUGGUUGGACGUGAUGAUCUAAAGGAACACUUGUUAGAAGAUCCGACUAUAACCUACCCCCAUGAGCACAAAGUCAUCCCGAUUGUUGGGAUGGGAGGCAUAGGUAAAACAACCUUAGCGAAAGAAGUUUUCAAUCAUGGAUCAGUUCUAUGCCAUUUUGAUGUUCGUGCUUGGGCUAUUGUAUCUCAACAACACAAAAUAAAGGAAAUUUUGCUGAGCCUUCUGUAAUCGACGAACAAAAUGGAUGACACGGAAGACGAAAAAGAUCUAAAAGACAUGCUGCAAAAAAGUUUAAAGAGAAAGAGGUACUUAAUUGUCUUGGAUGAUAUCUGGAGUUGUGAAGUGUGGGAUGGCAUGAGACGAUGCUUUCCAACUGAAGACUUCAAUGCAGGGAGUCGAACACUGUUGACUACCCGUAACAAUGAAGUAGCUUGUUAUGCUGAUACGGAGAAUCUUUCUAUGCAGAUGGGCUUCAUGAAUAAAAAUGAGAGUUGGGACCUUUUCAAAAGUGCAGCAUUUUCAAGUGAAGCAUUACCAUUUGAGUUCGAGAGUGUUGGAAAGCAAAUCGCACAUGAAUACCACGGGUUACCACUAACUAUUGUCGUGGUUGCUGGACUUCUCAAAUCUAAAUGGGAAAUAGAUGAUUGGGAAAGUGUAGCUAAAGAUGUCAAGUCAUUCGUCACAAAUGAUCCUGACAAACAAUGUUCACGUGUGCUUGGGUUGAGUUACAAUCACUUGACUAGCGAUCUAAAGACUUGUCUACUGCAUUUCGGAAUUUUUCUAGAAGACAGUGAUAUUCCAGUGAAGAGAUUGGUGAGAUCAUGGAUGGCUGAGGGUUUUCUGAAGUUGGAAAAUGAUUUGGAAGGAGAGGCUGAGAAGUGUUUGCAAGAGCUUGUCGAUAGAUGUCUAGUUCUCGUAUGCAAGAAAAGUCUAGAUGGAACAAAAAUUAGAUCAUGUAAGGUUCAUGAUCUAAUAUAUGCCCUGUGCUUGAGAGAAAUUCAAAGGGAGAACAUUUUUAUCAUGAAUGACAUUGUCCCUUUAUACACAGAUUUUCCAUAUCCCAGUAGGCAAAAAAUGCAGCCCUUUAAACGCGUGACUGGUGAUAAAAUUAAUGAUUAUUGUCGCUAUAGUCAUUAUAGGGCUCUUCUUACCCCUGUACAUCGUCAGUUGAGAGAUCAUGACAACAACGAUCUUGUGAAAAGAACCCAUUCUAUUUUCUCCUUCCAUAUUUCAUUUUUAUCUCCUCUUAUUAAAUCAGAGCUUUUUCUCAAAGUCUUGGAGUUGAGACACUAGAUUUAUAAUUCCCUGUAGAGAUACUAAGCCUCAUCUGGUUGAGGUAUCUAUCAUAUCUCUGUCUUGAGAAUUUUCGCGUACCUCCAGAAAUUUAUAGGUUAUGGAAUCUGCAGACAUUCAUUGUUCAAGGGCGUGGUGGAUCAAUUCUAAUAUCUUUUCCUGAGAAUUUGGGGACUAAUGCAAUUAAGGCAUCUUAAACUGCCCCAAUUUUAUCUGCCAAAUCCUCCAAGAGUAUCUGCUGACAAAGGGAGUCACAUGGGAUUUUCCACGUUGUUGCAGGAAGAGGGUUAUGAGACUGACUUGAGUAUUCGGGACUCUGGGCUUCUCAACAAUCUUGUCCAUCUGCAGCAACUUGAAACAUUGGGAAUUAAACUUUGCUUUAAUCUUUUGCCAGCAAGUGCAAAAGCUUUUCCAGCAACGCUCAAGAAGCUGAAGUUGGAAGCAACUGCUCCAAGUUGGUCGUACUUAGACAUUAUAGCUAAGUUGCCUAACCUUGAGGUGCUGAAGCUGAUGCGUGGUGCUUGUCGUGGAGAUGAAUGGCAUCCAAAUGUUAGGGGAUUUACUCGAUUUAAGUUUUGUUAAUUGCAGAUGAUUCUCUCAAGUACUGGAAAGCCACAGAUGACAAUUUUCCAGUACUUGAGAGCCUUGUGCUUAAAGAAUGCAGUUAUUUGAAAGAUAUACCCACUGAGUUUGCAGAAAUCCACACACUACAACUGAUUGAGUUAACAAGGUGUCUUUCCGAACUUGGCGAAUCUGCUGCAAGAAUUCAACAAGAACAAGAAGAACUCGGAAACAACCCCGUGGACGUUCGUAUCUCCCGUCCAUUAAGACACGAUGUAAGAAGGCUUGACAUCGACUAAGUAUUGUGGAUUCUUUGAGCAGCUUUUGAAAAAAAGAACACAAGGAGAGGACGAGCAACAAGAGUAUUCAAUCGGUUUCUAUCCAGUAUGGGGAGUUUGAUUCGAUAAAUUUAUGUUGUAAUGUCUUAUAACUUGUUAAUUCUUAUUGUACUGUACUUUUUCUCCUUCAUGGAGCAAUUUAUAUUGUUUGAACUAGAUGAUGAUUUAGUUUAGACAAUAGUUUAAUUGGUUUAAUAUUUGUUGUGUAUGAUUCUCUCGAGAUGAUUUAGUAGAGACCAUCCAUAAUUUAGAGUCCGUGGAUUCAGAAUGUUUGUCACACUAUCAUAUGAUUUUCCUA